AUGUUCUGAUGUCUUUCCAUAUGAUGGUGAAGGAAAAGUCCCUUGAGCUCUUACAGUUGGAAACUUGAACUAUCUGUGGUCAUUUUGCUCUUAAAUGUCUUUGGUGGAUUUAUCUAAAUCAAUUUUAGGUCACGUAACUUGCAGGUGUCUUGUCAAAAAGCAUCUGCAAGUUACUUAAAAAGAAGUGAAGAGACCACCCCAUCUUGUUCUUUCACUUGAUGUGCAUGAAAGUAUUUAAGAAACAUAAUCAUAGUAUAGGAUGUGAUAUGAUGUGUUUAUCAUUGUUGUCACUUUAAACUUUUUACAGAUGAUAUUGUCUUAUAGCCCCGUUGCUCAAUUUUCCCUUUUUCUGGUUCAGUAGACUGAUUUUCAUCUUGCCGAAGCCUUGGGAUUGCUUAGAAUUCUCAUAGACAAGUUGAAGGAACUUUGGAAUACUCAGAGCAAUUGUUUGAGGAGAACUUUGUUUGCGAAGCUGGAACAGCUCGAGAUGUCGAUGGCCGACUGGUUCUCGAUGGUCUCUCCCUCGGGGGGGAUCAGAUAUGAGUUGCUGGAUCGGGAUGCCCCCACCGCUUGGGUGAUCGAUGUCCCUGGUCACCGGGCGACGUACAGGGGAAGGGUCAUGGAGGACCGGACGGAUGAGCGAGGACGCCUGACGAGAGGAGUGCUACGGCGUAUGGAGCUGAGUUUUGACUUGUCGCCCUCAGUUCACUGUGGACCAGGCACUGGACAUGGACCACCUGCACCACCUCCGACUUCACCUUCUGUUGAGGAGGACCCGGCGGAGACCGAGCCUGCUGUUGCUGCUGCACCUGUUGCGCCACCUCCUGCUACUGCCAUUGCCCCUACCGACGUGACGUCGUCCUCUAGGCUCGUACAGCCGAGGAGGGAGUCUGUUGUCCCAUCUGCCUCACGUCUCUUAUCUUUCUCUUCACCGCACGGCUACCGUGUGGACCCCUUGAUGAGGGUGGUGGAGGAGGAUGUUCUUACAGGAGAGGUGGAUGUGGAGACCGGCUCGACUAGGGCGGUGCGCAGGACAGUGAGGAGGGAGGUUAUGGAUUUGGACACUGAGAUGAUUACGGUGGAUUCCGACUCUGGCUCCGAGAGCAGUGGGGAGAGCUACUCGCCGAGCAGCGAUGAGGAGGAGGAGGAUUGGUGAGCUGAGCUGGGAGGGUAGGUUAGGAUUAGCGACAUUUUUUGUGUAGAGCUCUGAUCGUCAGUUUCUUUUUGGGACAGGGUAGGUUCCGAUGUGUGGCUUUUUGUGUGGUUCUUUUGAGGAGGAUCACAGAGAGUCUGUCGGAGUGUAGGGGUCUUUCUUUCAGGCCAUUUUUGGGUGCCGACUUUCUCUGGAUAACUGUAUUUUGAUACUUUUACUCACAGUUCUGGUUUGUAUAUAUUUGCCUGCGGGCGUACUACUUUGGAGUCACUGCGAGUGCGCGUGACAUGGAGUGCAGCUGAGGCUUUACAUGUGUAUAUAUUGUAUAUCGGUUAGUUUAGUUGUUGGGUUUUGUCUUUACUUCCUUAUCGCUUUGAUUUAAAGGAAAGAAAACGAAAAAAAAAUUACCUGUUUUCCGCGUAAAGUUUAUUUUUGGUUACUAAAGUGACACCUGGAAAUCGGGGUGUUACAUUGAGAAACCACUUGAAACAUAAGUAGAAACCACUUACA
Lotus japonicus is the source of this 1663-nucleotide messenger RNA. Its product is annotated as peptidyl-prolyl cis-trans isomerase FKBP62-like. Gene Ontology annotation, biological process: protein peptidyl-prolyl isomerization. Gene Ontology annotation, molecular function: peptidyl-prolyl cis-trans isomerase activity. The record is from RefSeq and is a predicted model, not a curated record. Lineage: Eukaryota; Viridiplantae; Streptophyta; Magnoliopsida; Fabales; Fabaceae. Bases 488 to 1156 code for a protein of 222 amino acids. Gene Ontology annotation, cellular component: cytoplasm. The transcript has 4 exons.